AACAUUUUUCUUCUUCUAUUUUUCCAAAUGUCUCAAAACUAUGUAAAUGUCAGUACAGCAGUAGGAUCAAAAUAACUACACAAAGUAUUGGCAUCGCCAAAAAACGGACUUGAUGGCGUGGCUAUCUUUUUAGCUGCAACGUGACACCCUUCCACGUCCAUAGCUGAAGGAUUUACUGAAGGCUAUGAACCUGGUCGUCCGUAAUAAUUCCAGGAGCUUGAUGGCUAUCCUUGCCAUGACACCCCUUGCCGUUGAUUGUGUGGUGCUGUACUACUACAGUGCUGCCUUUCGACCGCUGCAAAUGGAAUUAUUUCUGCUUCAUCAUCAGACUUGGAUAGUUCAAAAUUCUAAACUAAUUCAUGACUGGAUAAAGACUGGCAAUUGCACCGAAAGUAGGCACAUUAUUGCUAUUUUUUCUGGUCAAAAGCCAAUAAAAUCCGUCGUUUGUUGUGGUCUGAUACCCGAGAAAAUAUUUGCAAGUUAUAAUGACCACUUUAACUAUUGAAUUAUAAAUAAUCUUUUUAUCUUGAUGAAUUAGCAACUUGAUUUUAUUUAAAAGUCGCGUAAGGUAUAUAUAUGAUGCAGAUAAUAUAGGAAAUAAGGAGUAUAUGGGGUAUAUGGGGUAUAUUGAAGUAAAAUGAAAAAAUGGUUAUAAAUAGAAAAAUUGCUUUUGGUAAUGUGCAUGUUAUUGUUAAAGAUAUAAUAGGGCACAAUUACAUAGAAUUUGUUUCCAUUUGGCGGGUAUUGGACUAGACCAACUUGAUUAUGAAUAUCGUUUAUGGUUAGGACUGUAUAAGUUGGUUCGUUUGACGGCCUGGUGUGCGGCUACUUUGUGGCCGCUGUCUGACAAUAGGAACUGAUGAGUCUUGUCCAGCCGCAUCAUGUUCCUUUAUGACCUCCACUAACGCAAGAAAAUGCAAGGAGCCGUGAGAAUCCUUAUGAUGGAAGAAGAAUUGUACUAUACCGAUGAGCCAGCUGUGGAAGAUUGCAUUACAGUUGCUAAAGUAAAUAAAUAAUAAAGAUAUAAGCAAAUUUUGAUUG
Phycomyces blakesleeanus NRRL 1555(-) is the source of this 1041-nucleotide messenger RNA. RefSeq lists its product as hypothetical. Lineage: Eukaryota; Fungi; Mucoromycota; Mucoromycetes; Mucorales; Phycomycetaceae. Bases 185 to 505 code for a protein of 106 amino acids. The transcript is spliced from 4 exons. The record is from RefSeq and is a predicted model, not a curated record.